UGUCAAGUGUCAUAUUAUUAAAAUGUCAAAAAAAAUUACGAAUUUGCGAUUACGAUGUAGCUAAGUCAGAACUAUUGUAUUUAAAAUUUAAACUAAUACUUAAAUUAAAUAAUUUUAGCCAUAAUGAAUCACGAAGAGAUAAAACUAGUGGUACAGGAAAAGUUUCUGUCGAGUGAGAGAGUUACGGCUUUUCUGUGCGACGCCAAAGUGCUCCACCCAGAGUGGGUCAAAAAGGACAGGCUCCUAGCGAUCGUUGAAUAUGGAGAUGAGAAAGCUGUAUUUUGUUUAUUUACGUCGUGUUACCCACCGAAGUCCUUCACCGACUUAUCCGUAGAAAUAGUACUGCCAAUCGACGAUAGUUUUAAAUGCGAAAUCGACAACAAGCCAUCCGAUCCCGAAGCAAUUUUGUACCUGAAUUUACAGUCCCGUAAUAAUAAAUUUAAGUUCGAAAUUCAAAUGACUCCUCGAGUAGAUAAUUUCGUCGACGAUCUGUUCAGAGGCAUAGAAGCUGUUAACAAAUUACAAACACAGCCCCAGUUUCUCUGGCUCAAAAAGUACAAUGGCAAGAGUGAAGAUGACAUUAUCGCCCAAAGCAUGGUAGUUUCAAGAAGUGGGGUGACUCUCAACCAAAACUCAGCCCCGGUGGCCAUCAGAGAGAGUCUAAUAAAACAUAAAAUGUGUGACAAAGAGUAUGACUACACAUUUACAAAGAAGUUUACAGUAUUCUGUGGUACAUGGAAUGUGAAUGACAAAUCACCUAUGAUACCUCUCAAGGAUUGGUUGUGUGUGGACAAAGAACCCCCUGAUAUAUACGCAGUGGGUUUCCAGGAGCUGGACUUAUCUAAAGAAACUUUUCUGUUUGAUCAGACUUUUAGGGAAGAAGAGUGGUACAAUGCAGUUGUACAUUAUGUGGAUAAAAGGGCCAAGUAUGUUAAAAUAGAGAGAGUAAGGUUGGUUGGCAUGAUGCUGAUUGUUCUGAUCAAGGAAAAACACUACUCUCAUGUAAGGAAUGUUAUCUGUGAUACUGUCGGUACUGGUAUAAUGGGUAAGAUGGGCAAUAAAGGUGGAGUAUCAAUAAGGUUUGACUUGCACAACACUUCCAUUUGCUUUGUGAACUCUCACUUGGCUGCACAUGUAGAGGAGUAUGAGAGGCGAAAUCAAGAUUUCAGAGACAUUUGCAAUAGGACAAGAUUCAUACAACCCAAUCAAACACCCAAAGCUAUAAAAGACCAUGAUCAUAUUUACUGGAUUGGCGAUCUCAACUACCGCAUCACUGAACUGGACCCUCAAAGUGUUAAAAACAUGGUCAGCGAAAAUAACUUCGAACCUGUACUGGAAUGGGAUCAGUUGAAACAACAACAUAAAUGCAAUAAUGUAUUUGCUGGGUAUACUGAAGGGGUGAUCAAUUUCAAACCAACCUAUAAAUAUGAUCCAGGCACAGACAACUGGGAUUCCAGUGAGAAAAACCGUGCACCCGCAUGGUGCGAUAGGAUAUUUUGGAAAGGCAACCACAUCAUGCAACUUGCAUAUCAAAGUCAUCCAACGUUAAACAUAAGUGACCACAAACCUGUAUCCGCGUCAUUCAUUUCAGAAAUCAAAAUAAUUGAUGAGGAAAAAUACAGAAAAGUAUACGAGGAAGUUAUAAAACAAUUGGACAAACUUGAAAACGAACUCAUACCACAAGUCAAAGUUGACGUUACAGAAAUAGAUUUCGGAACCGUUAGAUAUUUAGAGUUACAAGUGAGAACGAUAACGAUAAAAAACACUGGCAAGUUACCGGUUGAAUUUGAAUUUAUAAAGAAACUCGAUGAAUCUAACUUCUGCAAAGAAUGGCUCAUUGUCGAACCGUACAAGAAAUGUAUAUGUGCUGAUGAGUCAUGCGAAAUUCAACUCAAAGUACUUAUUAAUAAGACUUCUGCCUGUAAAAUGAACGCUGGAACUGACAAAUUAUAUGACAUUUUAGUGCUACACCUAUAUGGUGGCAAAGACAUUUUCAUCACAGUAAACGGGACAUACCAAAGAAGCUGUUUUGGAUGCUCCAUUGAGGUUCUAGUUCAUUUAAACAUGCCAAUAAGAGAAGUGCCUGUCGGAAAACUAAUAGAGCUUGAAAGCAAGAGAGACCAGUGUGUUUCUAAUCAAUUGAUUUAUUCCAUACCAAAGGAGAUAUGGUUUUUGGUCGACCACAUUUAUCUUCAUGGCCUGAAAGAGCCAAAUUUAUUUGAACAGCCAGGCUUACAUUCGGAAGUAUUGCAAAUAAGGGAUUGGUUGGACAGUGGGUCUCUUGACCCUGUUCCUGGAAGCAUACAUUCAGUAGCCGAGGCCUUGCUCCUGUUGUUAGAGAGCACAGCUGAUCCUAUCAUUCCUUACAAUCUUCAGUCUGUAUGUCUCAGAGCAUCAGUUAAUUAUUUACAAUGCAAACAGAUUGUUAUGGAACUGCCACAGUAUAGAAAGAAUGUUUUCCUGUAUUUGUGUGAAUUUUUACAAGAAGCCCUACAGCACAGUGCAGAGAACGGUUUGGAUGCAAAAACACUAUCGACACUAUUUGGUGCAAUAUUUUUAAGAGAUAAUCCCAAUCUAAUGCAAGAGCCCCAGUCUAGAAUAAACAAGCAAGUUAUUGACAAAAAGAAAGCUCAGUUUGUUUAUCAUUUCCUAAUUAAUGAUGACAGUGACUUGAUAUUUGCAAGAUAGUCAUUUAAAAAUUAUUGUCCUUUUAAGUUAUUUGAAAUACUCAACACAUUCUCCAUGAUUAAUUUUAGGCUUAUUUAUUCAAAUUAUUUUAAUUCUUAGAUGUUGACAAAUUAUAAAGCUUAAAUCUUCUAUUUGUUUGACUGUUAUGUUUCACAUUGCUUAAUAUUUUACACAUCAAGCAUUGUUAUGCUUUUUAGCUUAAUUGCAGUGUAUAUUAUGUGUUAGAACCUAGCUAACCUAGAACAACCACAAUGUUGUAAUUAUAUUAGUAUUUUCUUUAGGUUUUAAUUAUAGACAUCACCUUAGUUAUAAAUGAACAAUACUUAAUAUUAUUUAUUAAUGUUAUGUUCAAUGAAUCAAUCAACGAAU
Messenger RNA from Maniola jurtina (meadow brown), 3057 nucleotides. It is a transcript of the gene Ocrl, whose product is annotated as type II inositol 1,4,5-trisphosphate 5-phosphatase. NCBI's taxonomy places the organism in Eukaryota, Metazoa, Arthropoda, Insecta, Lepidoptera, Nymphalidae. Gene Ontology annotation, molecular function: phosphatidylinositol-4,5-bisphosphate 5-phosphatase activity; inositol phosphate phosphatase activity. Gene Ontology annotation, cellular component: membrane. The transcript has a single exon. The coding region runs from base 124 to 2688 and encodes 854 amino acids. The record is from RefSeq and is a predicted model, not a curated record. Gene Ontology annotation, biological process: phosphatidylinositol dephosphorylation; signal transduction.